AUGGCAGCGGUGGUGCUGCCCGGGAGGCUUCCCUUCUCUCCCUGCUGCUGUGCCGCGCUCUAAACCGAUUUGAGGAAGCUGACAGCAGCGGCGUAACGGGGAGGCAGGAAAAGCAGCUCUUUCUGCAGGAAACCAGCACCGCGGGGCGUUUCGCGCCUCCCCUGCUGCUGGGAUUUCCAGCCGCAGAUGAACAGGGCUGGCAGGAUCCUUUUAGCAGCAACUUGGCUAGCAAAAACAGCUCGCGUCCCCUCUCUGUAGUGUUAAACCAGAAUCCCGUUGCCGCGGAGCAGGCUUCAUUGUGUAUAAACUGGGAGGUGCCCCGGGAUCGGCCUCGACCGGCACGGGCCAGCUCGCAGUGCCUGGGGCACACCUCCAGAGCCUUCGCGUCGUCUGGUUUGUUCAGCAGUUUGUGGUCGCUUUUCCUGACCCUCCGUCCCAGCUGCUUCGAUAAUCUGCUCGAUGCUGUACUGUUGCAACACCCAGGAAAAGAAUUCCUUCUGCUCCGUGAAGGCUUCAGCAGCGUUGGACGCUUCGACCGCGAUGACUAAGGGAUAGGCACGCGGAUCUGCGGCCUGGAAGCAGUCGUGUCCUUAGCGAACGCUCUGACUUCGGUCUGGGCAAUCUCUUAGCUGUCGUGGUUCUCUUAAUCUUGCACGUGCAAGGUAUUCGUUUCCUUCGGGCUGGGAUUAGGUCCUUUGUGGCCUCCUGGAUCUGCGUGAGCGUGGAGCCGGAGAACUACUGCGCAGUGCUUCUUUCCUGGCUUCUUAGCUGGUCAGUUGGUAAUUCAGUCUGUCCUGGUGAGCUGUAGUAGCCUCGGAAAAGAAGAACGCUGGCUGUGGAGCAGCUCUAGGCCUGGCCAUGGGCUGGUUUUGCUGUCGUCAGUUCUCACAAAGCAAAGCCUUCGCGCGGGGCAGCCGAAGGUGCUCAGCAUCUUCCGAAGCGGGGCCUGAUCCUGGGCGAGGAGCACGCCUCGUCUGACGCCCCUUGGCUCUGGGCUCGUGCCGUGUCUCAGCUCUCAGGCUGCCGUUUAAGAUCCUCCCCCCCCCUGCUUGCAGCUUAUUUUAGCAUCUUCUUUCUGUUCUCCCAGUUACGCCACGGCAGACGCGUGAAGAGAGACGGUGUCACAUCCGAGCCCUGCAAAGUUUUCCAGGGCUUUCUCUUGUUAAAGCUCUACCAGCUCCUGGCGCAGCUCAGCGCAAAAGGAGGUGACAAGCGAUGGAGUGGGAAUGGGGCUGUCUAAGGCAGGUAUUGCAGUGAGACGCUUCUUAACGUGCCGGCGCGGCUUCUGGCCGCCACCAGUGACUGUGGAGUUAUGGCGAGAGCAGAUGCUUGACGUGCCUCCCAAAUAAAAGGGCUGCAAUAAAUGGAACGUGACCUGGGAAGGCGUUCUGUGCGGAAGUCCCUAAUUCUGGGACGUUUGGCACCUGCACGCUACAGAAGAACGGUUGGGGGCGAACUUUGAAGCCACUACUUCUAAAAGAACCGCGCGGGCUGACACAGAAACCUUUGUUCCUUUUUGCUAAGGUGGGCUACUGCAGCGAGUGGUUUUUCUUCCCCUUCUGUGCCGCCUCCAGGUCAAGUCUCAGCUUUUACCGUCAGCAGCGCUGUGAAACGAGCCUGGUCUUGGUGACACCACGGACUGAGAAGUGACCGAAAAACGGAGCAGCGUUCGGAUCCCUGCAGUGCCACGCUUCUGGCCUUGUUCCAGCCACGAGCAGGCUCUAGGAAAGCUGGGCAGCCCCGUGCUAGCGUGCUCGUGGUUUGCUUUUUGUCAGCGAAGUGAUAACGAAGCGCUCUGCAGAUAUCAAAGGAGCUUGCAUCAAUGGUAUGCUUGGUGAAAAGGGCACGGCUGGCUUUGAUGUGUGUUUCACAGCGCUCCUUUAUUCCUCGGUAAGAGAGGGCGAGGAGUUGAGAACUUGCAAGAGAUCGCUGGAAGUUGUGAUUACUGGCAGAGGAGCUCGAGGGCUGCCUGUCCCUCUCGUCCACCUUAAUGACAUUCCGGCCUGGAGCGCUGCUUCUGAAGUCGCUUACGAGGCUGGCGUGGCUGCAGAAACAGGCCCUGCUGUUCCGGGAGGUGUUUUCUGAGCGGCGCGCCUGUGGGCUGCCUUGCGCCUGCAGGGAGGCGAGCGAUCAGUUCUGCUUUGCUGGCUGCAGAGCACCGGUUCUGGUGUUGGUUGUCUCACGAUUUGCUGUAAGGAAAAGCCCUUCCUAUGCUCCCAGGAGGAGUUUUGGUGAGACUCCUGCAGCUCCGGGCAGCACCAGAGCUGCUGCUGGGACCCGGUGGUCCUCCGGUCGCUGCCUGAGCAUCCCUGUCUGCAGGGGGACAGGGACAAGGCCUUUGGGCUGCCACCAACGCUUCCAUUGCGGUGUUCCCAUUCAAGGGAAACCGUGCCGCAGGCACACGUCUGCACCUCUGGCUUUAUUCUUUCGCAAGCUGUGAUGCGGCGGAGGUCGCACAGCAAAAGGGCUUUUUGUGCACAGCGUUCCUUAUCGGGGGAUUUCUAAUUUUCGGUGGGGAUGAGGCUGCUUAACGUGAUCAACCACUCGAGCUCCCCCUGCUUUCCUACGUGACUGUGAGGAGGAGCAGCCCCCAGCGAACUGUGAGCCCUUCGAAAUGUUUCGCUGCGACGCUUGACAGGAGGUUGGGCUGCUUCGUUUCGCUUCUGCUUGAAACGAGGCAGAAAUUCACCUUGCUCGUAGGCUACCAGGAGACACGUGUGCUGCCUGCAGGCAGAAGGUGGGAACUGAGGCUCUGCUGUCAACGUAGUUCCUCGUUCUAGCCUGACUGCCAUGCCUGGGCCUUGACACUUCUGGGAGCUGCUGUUUAAAAUGGCAGAGAGAGGCGGAAAUGAAGAAGUAAUUCACUUAAACAGCUUCCGUAGUCACAGAGGGAAAGACUGGAUAAACCGCAGGGAUGACGGUCUUAUCACGAUAUCUGAUUCCUCGGAUGAAGAAUUGCCUUUGCUGUUGGAAACGCCAGCAGAACAGCAGCAUGAGGAAGAUGAUGAUGAUGUGGUUAUCUUGGCAGAGACCCCAAAGCAUCAGCAGCUUGUGCGUCCCAAUGUCAUCAGACCUGCCGCUCAAUGGCAGGGUGCAAACACUGUGGGAGAAGGAGGAUCCAGAAGUGAUGUAGGGCCCUUGAGGGGCACGUAUCUGCAAGAUGAGAUGUCAGCUCUGCUCUGCCAGAAAGACCCGUAUGAUUAUGUGGUGGAGAGCAGCGCUGGACCAAGCAGGGAUGAGAAUGUGAACUUUGCCUUGCAGCAGCCCGGGCCGUCUGAACAGAAUGGCCCCAGGUUUGAACUUACGAGUAACCUGGAGCCUGGCCCAAGUUUGCUUCCAGCAGUAAAGAUGAGUCCGCAGGUUGUUGUUGACAAGGAAAUCAUUAAUCUGGAGAAAGCAGACUUGCCACCACAAGAGGAGGAAAAGGUAGAAGCCCAGGGCAGGCAAGGAGAGGACUUGAAGCCAGAGCUCUCGCAAAACGUUGAAGGAACAGUUGCUGCACCCAGCAUGGAGCAGGAGCUCCGGGAGAACAGCCGGCUGGAUCACUUCCAGCCCUCAGAAGGGGAGCCACGUGCCGUCGUAAAUGGUUGUGCUCCUCCGCAAGGGCAGCCUGAAGCAGAAUCAGGAUCUUCGAGGGCGUCUGGAGAGGAGGCUCCUGGGCCGGCUUUCCCCAGACCUGAGCCGCAGCAGGAUGGGAUUCCCGGUCCCGCUUCGCCCCAGCCAGCACACCCACCAGAAGAGCCGAGGGGGCAGCAGGCAGCAAUAGACAACGAGCAGCCAGGCCCAGCGUUCCCGGCACAGGGCUCGCACGAACUCGGUUCUAGUGAUGUGCCAGAACAGGGGGCUGCUGGGCAGGACCAAGACCUCACUGCGCUGCUCAUCAGAGAGACAGAAGCAAGGUUCCCAGAUGUGAAGAAAGAAUAUAUUGAAGAGUUGAUCAAUGUCAAGAACUGCUAUGACUUAAAUGUACUUUGUAACUUUCUUCUGGAAAAUCCAGAUUACCCGAAGAAGGAAGGCAGAGUGGUUUUAAAUCCCAGCAGCAGCCUGCUUGCCAGCCAAGACGAGACAAAGGUGCCUAAAGUGGACUACUUUGACUUUUCCAAGCUUGCCCCACUUGAUCAGCGGUGCUUCAUUCAGGCAGCUGACCUCCUUAUGGCAGACUUCAAAAUGUUGAGCAGCCAAGACAUUAAGUGGGCACUACAUGAACUCAAGGGACACUAUGCAAUCACACGAAAGGCCUUUUCAGAUGCCAUCAAGAAAUGGCAGGAGCUGUCUCCGGAAACCAGUGGGAAACGAAAAAGAAGAAAAGAAAUGAAUCAGUAUUCAUAUAUAGAUUUCAAAUUUGAGCAAGGUGAUGUGAAAAUUGAGAAGCGGAUGUUCUUCCUGGAGAAUAAGAGACGACACUGGAGAACCUAUGACAAGCUCUCGCUUCUUCCACCAGUGCUGCUGGAGCAGGAAUUCUAUGAGCAAAAAGUUAAAGAGAUGGCAGAGCAUGCGGACUUCCUCCUUGCUCUGCAGAUGAAUGAGGAGCAGUAUCAGAAGGAUGGUCAGAUGAUAGAGUGCCGCUGCUGUUACGGGGAGUUUGCAUUUGAAGAGCUAACUCAGUGUGCAGAUGGUCACUUGUUCUGCAAGGAGUGCCUAAUUAAAUAUGCUCAGGAGGCAGUCUUUGGCUCUGGGAAGUCAGAGCUCAGCUGCAUGGAGGGCAGUUGCACGUGUUCAUUCCCCACCAGCGAGCUGGAGAAGGUGCUUCCGGAGAACAUCCUCUGCAAAUACUAUGAGAGGAAAGCGGAGGAGGAGGUGGCUGCUGCCUGUGCAGAUGAGCUUGUCAGGUGUCCGUUCUGUAACUUCCCAGCUCUACUGGACAACGAUGUGAAGCGGUUCAGCUGUCCUAAUCCCCGCUGCAGAAAGGAAACAUGUCGGAAGUGCCAGGGGCUGUGGAAGGAGCACAUGAACCUCACCUGCGAGCAGCUGGCUGAGAAGGAUGACAUCAAAUAUAGGACAUCCAUAGAAGAGAAAAUGACAGCUGCCCGCAUUAGAAAAUGCCACAAGUGUGGGACUGGCCUAAUUAAAUCGGAGGGUUGCAACCGCAUGUCCUGCCGCUGCGGCGCUCAGAUGUGCUACCUCUGCCGGGCUGCCAUUAACGGGUACGACCACUUCUGCCAGCACCCCCGCUCGCCCGGGGCUCCCUGCCAGGACUGUGCCAAGUGCUCUCUCUGGACAGAUCCCACAGAGGACGACGAGAAGAUAAUUCAGGAGAUUCAGAAAGAGGCUGAAGAGGAACAAAGGAAGAAGAACGGAGAGAACAGCUUCAAGCGGAUCGGCCCUCCCGUGGAAAAGCCCAUGGAGAAAAUCCAGAGAAUUGAAGUCAUCCCCAGACCUGUUCCUCAGAACCUCCAUCAACCCCGGAUGCCUCCGUACCCCUUCGUGCACCCCCCCUUCCCGCUCCCUCCCGUCCGUCCCAUGUACAAUAACAUCCCCCUCAACAUAGGCCCCAUCCCUGCCCCCUACGUGCCCCCACUGCCUAACAUGAGGGUGAACUACGAUUUUCCCCAGAUCAAUGUUCAGCUGGAGCACAACUUGCCUAUGCACUUUGGCCCUCAGCCUCGACACCGGUUCUGACCUGGUUCAAAUAGCAUUUGACGUAGAGUCACUGCAGGGCAAAGCCACCCUGGUAACGUCACCCCCUCCUGCUUCAGCCCCCUGGGUUAGCCAGCUGCAAGGGGAGCUGCUGUGACUCACACGUCCCUGCACUACACCCCUGGCCAUGGCUUCUCCGGACUUUUUGCAAUUAAACAUUUCAGCCUGUGCUGCAACAGGGCUCGGUGCUGCAUUUCCAAGGAUCUCUCCCUACGUUGAGAGUCCAGGUUUUUUUGUUUGUGUUGUUUGUUUGUUUGGCAAGGUCUGUUCAGACAGCUGUUGGGAGGGAAAGUGAGACUUGUGGAGCACAGGGAUGCAAGCGGUCCUCGGGAGCUUUCCAAAAAUCCAACCUUCCUGCUGGCCAGAGCAGCUGCAACAAGCCUGAGUCUUGGGGGAAGGAAGGAGAAACUUGGCACCUGAGUAAGACCUUCAGGAUCAAGGUAACAGAACUCGGCUGCCCUAGCCCAAGGCAGGGUUUCCCGUGUUCUCCAGCAUCCCUGUAAUCUGCUAACACCUCCCAGCAGAAAUAAAUUGUUCAAACCCAAGUAGACUUAGUAUUUAGCGUUUCUCGCUCUGCGAGAGGAGUGAGGAGGUGUGGCAGCCAUCUCGUUGCUCAGAUCUCGUAGGCAGCCCCAGAGUCAUGUUCUGUCUCAGGGCUUUACGAGAUAGCAGGAGACUCUGGUACCCUAAUCUUUGGGAACUGAGCUUCCCCCCUUCCAAGGGCUCAGGUGUUUUUCCCCAGAGGGAAGCUGCCUCUCAGCUUCCCAAACAUGGCCUUGGCUUUGCUGUUAUCCAGGCGCCCCAAAUGCCCGUCUGCUCCUGGCAGCAGGCAUCGUGCACCCGGGGGAAGCGCUCGGAGCCGAAGCCACAUCCCUCAUCUCAAAGACUGCUGGGGCAGAUACGUGGUUUGGUGCACAGGCAGUGGUGUGUGCUGUUGCACAGAACGAGGGCGUACCCGUGUAGGCCUGCAGGCAGGCGGCGGCGAGCCCGGAGCCCCCCUUAGCCAAAAUCCCUGCAAGCCCGCAGGCAGCAGCCUCGUGCUGUCGGGAGCUGGCUGCUUCUGAAACACUUAACUCCCGAAAACUUGUAUUGCAGUUUAAUUGGCUUCAGAAGUGCGUGUUAAAAGGCAAACAUGAGCAUCGCUGGGCUUAGGAGGCGAGGAUUUAGGGGAAGCAGAGCUGUGUGAGGAGCAGGGGUUGGAAUUGCUGCCUGAGCUUGUCAGUGGGGUGUGUGAGGAGCGUUGGUGCAAAGCCCUUUCCCCAGACCUUUGCUAUACUGUCUGGGACAGACCCCUAUAAAAAAUGUUUGGAGGGAGAAAGCCUCCUACCAGAAGUUCUGGGCUUGUUUUUGGUUUUGUUUUGUUUUUUACCAGGCCGGUUGCGCAGUUGUUCCUGAGUUUUGAUCCGUGCUGCAUCCUGCUCCUUCCUGCUGAGAGCCAGCUCAGUGCAGUUCCCUGCUGGUUUCCUCCCGCUGUGUUUUAGCAUCCAGGUGUCUUUUGGCUGUGUUUUUUUUUUUCAGGUAAAACUCCCUGCCUCUGCCUCUUGACUCCUGUCAAGCCUUCCCUUGCUUGCAGCUGUCCGUACCCGCUCCUGGCACAGCAUCUCCUCGGGCACACGGUGCUGUGCUGGCAGUGGGAAGCUCCCCGAGAGAGGCCUGGGACAGCAGCUCCAGGUGGCAGGAGAUGGCUUCCCCACCAGCUGGGGGGCUCUUGCCUCUGGGAGGGUUUCACAGCGGGCACUUCCCUGCCUUUUGGAGCUGAAUCGGCAAUUUCCCUGCUUUCAGGUGUUUCCUAUGGUUUGAAAUGCGUCCUACAAAGCGUGCGUGUUCCUCAGUGCCAUGUUCUCUCUAGCAUUAACAACCAAGUGGUAUUCACUUGCUUCUAUCUUUUUUUUUAAAUUUUUCUCUCUUAAUUUAUUUCUGGAGGUAGCCAUGGGGCUGUGGUGGCUUCCCCACUGUUGCUUAGCAGGAUUUUAGCCAGGUUUAAAUCCUGCCUUGCACCAAAUGCUUCCUGCAGCAGCCAGGAGCAGAGGUGCCGUGCUGGAUUUCUGGAGGGGUGGCGGGGCUCCGGCUGCCCUUAACAGCACCAUCAGGCGCCCAGGGAAUCGACCCCGUUCAGACAAAGCGCGGGUGGCUUCCCGUUGCAGAAAGGGAACCUUGUUUUUUCAGUAGCUGAGAUCUUGUUGGCUUGAGGGCUGGCUUAGGUGAGGCUUCCAGCGUCGGUGAAGCGCGUGCUGUUCCCUGGCAGGCUUGCAGCCAUCCUGCAGCAGAACAAGUGGGCCGGGCAGCAGAGGUGGGGGCAGCCGGGCGCCUUCCCUGCUGUCAUCUAUUCCCCCGGUUAGGGCUCAGCACUGACCCCCAGCACCCCUGGGAGCUGGGCACCCUGGGGACACCUCCCUGGGGACGUGGCAGCUCGUGGUGCUGCCCUGGAGCGAUGGUCAGGCUGCUGGCAGAGAGGCAGGGAGGAAGGGAAGGCCGGUCCCCCGCAGAACCACGAGCUGCUUUGUGCCCGAGAGGAGAAAUCGGUGCUGGGGAGGUGCCUGGUGGUGUGGGUGCUUCUCCCACCGAGAAAACACCCAGACCACUGAAAUUGCAUCCGCAGCCAAAACGUGCGGCUGCUCCUUCCCUCCAACCUGCGCGGCUUCCAGCAGUUGUGGUUUCUGAUAGCAUUUGGGGCUGUUGUUGGUUUUUACUUAAAAAACUUGUUGCACAACCCACAGAAAUCCCCACUCUGGGCCCUUCAGUUCUGCAUCCCGUUGCCCCCCCCCGGCCCUGCAGCCCUUGCCAUGCGCUGUUCUUCGGGGCGGCAGGGAGGUCGCUGUGCCCAGGUUGCUCCUCUCCAGGUACUUGUUAUGGUUAAUUGCAGUGUCCCGUUUUACUUGCCUUAAAGGUGGAGAGAGAAACUUAGUAUUUGCACUUAGCAAAACGUUAUAUUAAAAGAAAGAAACCCUGUAAAGAUGUGCAUGUUCUGCAACUUUGUAUAACAAUAGCUGAAAAUGAAUAGGUGGUUUAUUAAAAAAAAUAAAAUAUUUUUCUUUACCUUCCGGUAGUAAACCAUUCUAAUAUUCUGUGUGUAAAAAGUUUCCUGUAUUAUAUUGUAAUUUGAAUUUUUGUAAAUAAAUUUGUGCACUCUG
Messenger RNA from Cygnus atratus (black swan), 8768 nucleotides. RefSeq names its product ring finger protein 216 (gene RNF216). Gene Ontology annotation, molecular function: zinc ion binding. The record is from RefSeq and is a predicted model, not a curated record. The coding region runs from base 2830 to 5619 and encodes 929 amino acids. The transcript is spliced from 19 exons. Lineage: Eukaryota; Metazoa; Chordata; Aves; Anseriformes; Anatidae.